Molecule: messenger RNA, 1386 nt
Organism: Anneissia japonica
Lineage: Eukaryota; Metazoa; Echinodermata; Crinoidea; Comatulida; Comatulidae
Exons: 1
Molecular function (GO): catalytic activity
Source: RefSeq, a predicted model, not a curated record
AUGACUGGUGAUGAAAGGGAUGAUUGUAUACUGGCCGACAUAGCGCUGACUCUUCCUAACUUUGAUUUUGUUCAAUCCCCCAGGAUAUUUUCUAAAGGUGGCGGUGUCUGUGUGUUUGCCAAGAAAGGGCUCAAACUUACCAGCAAUAAAACCUCUAAUUACUCCAGUUUUGAGUAUAUGGAUGUGAACAUCUCUCGUGGCUCCUCAUCUAUCCGCCUGUUUAACAUAUACCGCCCUCCACCAUCGAAAAAGAACAAGUUGACCAGAUCCAUGUUUCUGGAAGAUUUUUCUAGAUUUUUGGAAUCAGUUGCGGCAAUUCCUGGAGAAAUCAUUAUUCUCGGGGACUUCAACAUCCACGUCGACGAGGCCAAUGAUCGGUUUGCCACCUCUUUUGCUGAUCUCUUGGACGCCGUUGGUCUACGGCAACAUGUUGCUGAAAGGACUCAUAAAUCUGGUCACAUUCUUGAUCUUUUAAUCAGUCGUCAAUCCUCCAGUGUUAUCACGGGUGAUGUCAAAGUUCAUCCAGGAACGCCUUCUGAUCAUUACGCAGUGAAAUGUUAUCUCAAUUGCAUUCCUCCAAAGGCACCUAGAAAGACUCUAAAAUAUCGUAAGAUCAGGCAGAUUGUCGUUGAUGAUUUUAAAUGUGACAUUGAAUCCUCGGAACUUUACACUAAUCCUGCGUGUGAUCUUGAUGGGCUUGUGAACCAGUACAACACCAUCCUCCAUGACCUUCUGAAUAAACACGCGCCGCUUGUUGAAAAGACUGUUACUGUGAGACCAAAUGCUCCUUGGUACAAUGAUGAACUUAGAGCAGUCAAGCAAGACAAAAGACGUGCUGAAAGGCAGUAUGCGAAGUCCAAGCUGGAAGUUCACAAACAAAUCUACGCUGAUAAGUGUAAGCUAUACAAAACCUUGCUUGAAACAGCAAAGGAAGACCACCACCGAACACAGAUUGAGAAUAGCAACAGUAAAGAACUUUUUCGUGUUGUCGGUAAAUUAUGCAAUCCUUCGUCUGAACCUGUCUUACCAGAUUGUGAUACACAAGAACAGCUUGCAGAAGACUUUGCAGCAUUUUUUGUUGACAAGAUUAAAAACAUUCGCAAUGUUCUUGACUCCACCGAUUCUCAGGCCGUCUCAGUUGAUCUUCAAACUACCUGUAACAGCAUCCUGAGCGAUUUCAAAGAACUUUCGCCGGUUUCUGUCCGAGAAGCGAUCAUGCAGUCACCUAACAAAAGCUGUCCACUUGAUCCCAUUCCGAUGGAACUGUUUAAGAGCUGCGUGGACAGUCUCCUUUUACCAGUUACUACUAUCAUUAAUUGGUCUUUGUCUUCUGGCUACAUUCCAUCCAGCUUAAAAUCUGCUAGGGUGACACCUCUUCUGAAGAAG